This is a messenger RNA of Caenorhabditis sp. 36 PRJEB53466, 1853 nucleotides long. NCBI's taxonomy places the organism in Eukaryota, Metazoa, Nematoda, Chromadorea, Rhabditida, Rhabditidae. The record is from the annotation of a GenBank genome assembly.
AUGAGCCAGACUAAUAUUCAGAGCCAGGUAAGAGAAUUACCGUACUCUUUCCCCUACAGUUUGCUGAGAUGUGUGUACAGUAAUCUAGCUACAAUACCCGCUCGCUACCGUAAUCGCCAAUUCCAGGACACGUACCUCUACCACCCGUACCGUCAACGCAAAAACUCGACGACUUCGACGUACUCUGACUGUUCGAGCGCCUCUUCCGGAAGUCCGUCGUCCAGUUCGACGACGUCUUCCGUGUUCGGCACGUCGCCGCCGGUACCGUACCACUCGGAGACUACUGUAGACAUUUACGACCGUCUGAAACAGUACAUUUCCGAAAUGCCAAAGGAUCCGAUUGUGUGUCAAGUUAGUUAUGGUUGAUUUGGUUAAAAGAGAGAAAGAGGGAGAAGGGCAAUCUUCUCUUUUCUGCAAAUAUAUUGUCAAACUAGUUUUUUCUCCCGCAAAAUCGCCCGACACCUGUACUUUUCUCUUCUCUUUUCUUCCGAUUCUGGGGGGUGGCGGGGAACGAACGGAAAAGGACACUUUACACAGGGUUCAGACGGGUUUGGCAGCGGCGCGGAACAGUACAAUAUCGGCAAAAACCAUUGAGCUGAUAUUGUAGACUUUUGGGACGUGCUAGAGGUCUAGAAAAUUAUUGGUGAAAUCUUGAGAUCUAGUACUGUAUUUUUGUAGUUGGCAACUUUUUUAUAGGAGCAAAUCCUGGAGUACUGUAGCUCCGAGAAGUUAGCAUAGAAGCUACUGCCACUUUCAAGAGUUACAGUACCUCAGGGAGUGCUUGUAUCAAAAAGGUGUCAAUUGCAAAAAUGAAGAUCAAGAUGUGAAGAACAUUUUUUUAGUUGACAAUAUUUGUGUAAAAACAUUUCUAAGGUUACUGUAGCUCUAUGAAGAUUGGCCAAUAUUCACUCAAAGUUUGUCACUUUUCAGAUCCUCCUGGACAGUCUCGCGCAGGUGAUCGAGUUGGAACGUCAAUUGGCAUCUCUGGAACGACAAACUCAGCAUCUGAAAAUGCGCCAAACACUUUCGACGCCCACGAUUUCCCUCAAUUCUUCGCCUUCUUCUGCACAAAUGACCGCCAAAUGGCAGCAGGUGAGUGAAAAAGAAAAAGAAGAAGAAAAAGAAGAAGAAGAAGUUCAUUUGUGCCACCUGGUACCCUUUUCACCCAUCAAUCAUCAAGUCUUGUUAUUGGGUUUCGGUUGACUGACCUUCAAACCGAGAACAUGUAUGUAAAUAAACGGAGAAUUUCGGUUUGCGAGAUCAAAAAGUGUUCAAAUGGAUAUUGUAGAGUUCUCAAAAAGUUGCGUGGUUUUAAAAUGUUUUUCUGAAAUCUCGACGUCAAGUAGAGUAUUUUUGUAGUUGAUAACUUUUUUGUACGACCACUCCCUGAAGUACUGUAGCUGCGGGAAGUUGGAGCAGAAAUAGUGAGUACCAACUUCCAAGACGUACAGUAAUCUUAGAAGUGGUUGUACACAAAUAUUGUCAAUUAAUAAAAUGUUGUCCAUAUCUUGAUGCUCAUUUUUGUAGUUGACAACUUUUUUGUACGAGCGCUCCCUGGAGUACUGUAGCUUUUGGAAGUUGGGGGUAUCCAAGAGCUCGUGUUUUUCAGUGCAAACUUCUCGGGACUACAGUACCCCAGGAAGUGGCCCUACAUAAAAGUGGUCAACUACAAAAAUACAGUACUAGACGUCAAGAUUUCACAGAAAACUUUUCUAGACCUCGAAGACACUGUAGAAGUCUACAAUACUCGUUUUCAGGAGAAAGUGCCGGAAGACCUCGCGAACGUGGACGUCACCGAAUUCAAGCACCUCGUCCACUCGGCGCCACUCAUCUACGACUCCAUUUCCUACUAA